AUGGCGGCCUCAGCAGGGAAAGCCGCCAGGGAUUAUCUCCGGAGCCACGAACACUCUGCCCGAGCCUGCCUAAUCGAGGGUAUGACGACAUCGCUGGGGAUACCACAGAUCCAGCACUUGGAUCAAUGGGAGACCUUCCUGCGGGUACAUGCCGACCUGGAUGCGGAUGUCUCCAAGUUCGAACAUCUGGCUGCUGUACGGGCCCCCUCGCCCAAUACAAUACAGACAAUCCAUGCUAAUGCAUAG
Molecule: messenger RNA, 246 nt
Organism: Aspergillus fischeri NRRL 181
Lineage: Eukaryota; Fungi; Ascomycota; Eurotiomycetes; Eurotiales; Aspergillaceae
Exons: 2
Coding region: 1-246 (81 amino acids)
Source: RefSeq, a predicted model, not a curated record